UCAGUAGACUGUUCUGAAAAUUUAAAACAAAUAACUAAAUUAAAAGUUUAGUGAAAUAGAGAUAAUCACACCUCCUGCUAACUGAAACACCUUGCAUGAAUCUUCAGUUCACCAUUUCACUGACAGCGGAGAACUCUUGAUUUCUAGGCCAGAAGAGAAAGAAAAUUCUUGAAGAUGAAGGUUCUUCUUCUCUCUGCACUAGCUUGUUUGGUGUCUGCCACUGAGGAACCCUUACCGUUUUCAGGAAGUUAUAAUACCAUAUACCUAGCAUCCAAACGUCAGAGUGUGACGGAUGAAAAUAGUGAAUAUAGGAUGCUGAUGCGUGAAGUGAAUUAUUUUAAGAAUUACAAAUACAUGAGUAUGACAUUCUAUGUUAGGAAAGAUGGGAAGUGCCAAAUCCACAAGGCCUGGGCUGAUAAAGUUUUUUACAAUUUAUGCUAUGAUAAAUAUUAUUUAAAACUUCGUAAGUGCCCACAAAGGAAAGGUACCGCCAACAUUAUAGGUAACUGGAGGUUGCAUGAACCCUAUCGUCAUUUCCCAAAUAUGUACUAUCUCCCAAAGCCACAGGGAGGCAUACAGAGAUUCCCAACUGACUUUCACAUUGGAAUUAAUUUUGCCUCAAACACCACCAUUCUACUUGAAGCCUGGUAUACUAAUAAUUUGGGGAACAAAGAGAAGCUGACUGCAGCACUGGCAAGAGGAACAAAUAUUACUGAACAAAUGUGGAAAGACUAUGUAAAUUUGAACCGUCGGCUCAAAAUCCCAACUGAAAAUAUUAAUAAUGUACAUAAGACAGAUGCAUGCCCUAAAUUGGUGCAGUGAUCCUGGGAGUAGAAACACGGUUUUGUUCUAUAUUCUUGACUUAUUAGAAUUUAAUUUUGAGGUUGAUUCAAUCAUGCAAACACAAAGUGUUCAUAGCUGUCACUUUUAAACUUUUGCACACCCAUCUGUUAUUGAAAAAUCAUUACUGGCUUCAUGUCUGAUUAAAUACAUUGAUUUCA
Messenger RNA from Mesocricetus auratus (golden hamster), 1001 nucleotides. Its product is annotated as odorant-binding protein-like. The transcript is spliced from 7 exons. The coding region runs from base 175 to 822 and encodes 215 amino acids. NCBI's taxonomy places the organism in Eukaryota, Metazoa, Chordata, Mammalia, Rodentia, Cricetidae. The record is from RefSeq and is a predicted model, not a curated record.